CUACACGUACAUACCGGAGAAGCCUAAACCGAUGGACAACACUUACAGACAAGUCACGACGUCAUACACGACAUUCGGCCUGCGUUAUAUCGUUUUUUUUAACAUCCAAAUGUAAUCAGCAUUAAAUCCUCGUUAGCGCCAAAUGCGAAUAAGUACUCGCACAAUGUGUUCGUGUGUAUCAGUAAUCGAUUGAAAUUGUCGUAAGUACCAAGCUAUUAUACCGACAGAUAUAAAUAGAAUUGGGGAGGGCUUAUCGUCGUGGUGGCUAUCUGUUCUCAAUGCCCGUGCCCGCAGUCUCUGUGUGUACGUAUCUGCCUGAGGUGUAUGAGAUCACGAUUCAAGCAUUAUGACGGAUUCACUGCGACACUCAAAGUCGGAUCCUUUGGUUUACUGCAAAUGCUUGAGAAAGAACGCGCCCUAGAUAUGUACGGGCCGUCGCUGGCGAUGUUUUGUGCAGUGAAAAGUGUAUAAUCUCAUUAAAUUUUAAAACUUAAACUUUAUACUGUUGAUUUUUGUAACGUAAGGCGUGUUUAUUCUGUGCCAGCGGUAGUAGAUAUAUAUUUUUUGUAUUCAUCAAAGUGUCAAAUCCAACGUCAACCAUGAAGAAACAAUUCUUCAGAGUUAAACAGCUAGCUGAUCAGACCUUCUCCAGGGCUGGAAAGACAGAAGUACUCACUGACGAUCUGCAGGCAGCGGACAAGCACGUUGAGCUGAUAAGGAAUGCGCUGACUGGACUCAGCAAACGUCUGGGUACACCGCCCAGUGCGGCACUAGCCCAAGACACAUCGCUCAAGGAAAAACGCCUGAAAAAAUGUCCAGAGUAUGUUCUUGGACAAACAAUGAUGGACUGUGCAACUGACGACGGUUUGAUGAGUUACACAUUAGCUGUUUGUGGUCGUGCUCAAGUUUUACUUGCCACUGAAACAGUCGAUCAUGAGGCCAAAGUCGAGCAGUACGUCGCUGCACCUCUUCAACAUAUUUUGGAGACUGAUGUACCGAAUAUCAUAAAACACAAGAGAAAUUUAGCACGUUUGAUACUAGACAUGGACAGUGCAAGAACGCGAUAUCAUCAAGCGAGUAAACACAGUGCUGGAGGUACAGCUGCAACUAAGAUUGAUAAUUUGAGGGAAGAAUUGGAGGAGGCUGAGACGAAAGUUGAACAGUGUCGUGAUCAAUUGGCUGCUGAGAUGUUCCAGCUUAUGUCGAGGGAGACGGAGCUUGCUCAGAGAAUAAUUCAGUAUGUCAAGCUUCAGCGAGCUUAUCACGAAAGUGCCUUAUUCUGUCUCGAGGAUCUUAUUCCGGGAUUAGAAAGCUACAUCAAUGACAACGAGAUGAAGCCAGUGUAUGGUCAUCCCUUGGAGGAGCAUCUUCGAGUGACAAAUCGUAAAAUAGCACUUCCAAUUCAACUCUGUGUAUCAGCACUUCUCAGGCUUGGUAUGGAGGAGGAAGGUCUAUUUAGAAUAGCCGGUGGUGCAUCUAAAUUACGAAGAAUUAAACUCAGUUUAGACGCAUGUUGUCUCACGUUACCAACGGCAUUGGAGUACAAAGAUCCACAUGUUAUUGCUGGAGCACUUAAGUCAUAUCUACGUGAAUUACCUGAGCCCCUUCUUACCUACAAGUUAUAUCCAGAGUGGAUGGCAGCUGCUAAAAUAACGCAGAGUGAUGUCAGGUUGAGAGCACUGUGGGAAGUACUUCAUAAAUUACCACCUGCUAAUCUGGAGAAUUUGAGGUUUUUGAUCAAAUUUUUGGCAGUGCUUACAAGGAAUAGUGACGUCAAUAAGAUGUCACCACAGAAUAUCGCCAUUGUCAUUGCACCCAAUUUGAUAUGGAGCCCUCAGGAAGAUGUUAAUACCAUGGUAAUGAAUAUGAGUACCGCAAAUAACUCUAGUCUAAUAGUCGAUCAAUUAAUAACAUACGCGGACUGGUUCUUCUCCGGGGAGAUAGACUUUGAUCGCGAUUUGGACGUGGGCAUUGUGAAUGGCAAUGAGCCCCAGGUAAUUGGCAUGCGAAGAUGCAUAUCAAAUAGCAGUCUGAGUGACCACGGUGAAAGUCCACCCCAGGGUAGUCCAAAGCCAGCAACAAGGCGAAAAAAUAAGCCAGCUCCAACGCCCCCAAAUGCUACUCCAGACAAGAACGAAAAGAGAAUGGAUGAUAAGCCUCCUCCAGCCCCUGACAAGCCUCCAAGACCCUUAACAACAGCAACAUUGAAUCGUCACACCUAUAAGGCUCAAAAACACGAAGUGAAUACUGAACUUACGACUCAUCAUCACGAGCCAAAGGCCGAGAAGAGCGACAAAAUUGAAAAAAUUGAGAAGCUGGAGAAGAGUACAGAGUUGGAAGGAAAACCCCUGGGUUUUGAGGCUAUAACUAAUGACACUCACCCCCCUGAGAAUAGUGAGAAGAUCGAGACACCAAAGUUGGACAAUAACGUGGAGAUAAAACGUAAGAACUCGGAUUCAUCAGACACAAAACGUAAAAAUUCGGAUUCAACAGCCCCUAUUGGUUUCGAAAGUAUCACUAUGCGGGGCAACUCCAGUACAGCUCAAUUCAGAAUUUCUGACCCGGAGAAUGGCGAUAUGCAUAAGUCAAAGCCAGUACCAGCCGAAAAACCAUCACCCUCGACUUUAGAAAGGAAAAGGGUUCCCGUUGCAGCUCCGAGGACUACCUUGGUGAAUGCAGCGCAUCAGAAUUGCGGCAUACCAGAUGACACAGUCGAAUUAAGAAAAAAAAGUGAUCCAGCCCCUGUGGAGAGAAACAGCAAACCGGCGAUUCCAGAACGACCUGCAGGACUCGCUAGACCUUCCAGUCUUAUCAGGCCUCACAUACGCCAGAGCAAUGAAAAUCUAGACGUCGACGUUGGACCCUUAACACUGGAGAGAGCACACGUGUACUCAGUGGAUAAACAGCAGGUCAGUAUAAUACAAGUGCGUGGAAAUUACUCCACGAAACCUACGUUCGAGAGCAAUGGAAACAGCGCUUCCAACUUGCAGAGAAGUCCAAGUGUGGGGAGUCGUCCAACCUCAAUGUCCCUGAGUGGUGAGCGUCCAGAGAAACCACCCAGGCCUGAUAUGCCCGAGCAAAACAAGUCCCAUGCCAGAACUAGGUCAGAGGGAAACAUCAUCGAUGUCCAGACACAAACUCAGACUGUCAUUGUUCCUAAGUCACCCCAGCAAAUUCAAACUGGUGAAAAAUCACCGAGGUUUCAUCAGCGACCACCACGGCCUCAACCACCACCACCACCGCCGCCAACAAAUCGACCUAAAUCCGAUCACGAAAGUACUAAUUUAUAGAGUAGAUAGGUAGAGUUUGAAAACCAUAUCGAUUUUUUCAACUUUUGAUUUUGAGUGACGGGUUUAAAUGAUGUUCGACAUUUAAUGAAGAGAAAAUUUCUUGGAAAGUUACAGGAUUAUUUUAGAGGAAAAACUCCCUGACACAAAACAUGACACAUAAGAAGAAAUUGAAAUUCAUGUAAACUAUAUAUGUAAAUAAUUUUAAAAGGAGAAAAAUAUCAAAAGACAUUAGCUUUUGCCUGUAAAUUUUCAGAGUUUCUCCAAUUUUUCAUCAGUUCUCUGCAGAAUUAAACUCUAAAAUUAUUAAUUUCUCAACUUCCAACAGGGCUGUAACAUUUUCAUGAAAUUUAUCUCUAUAUUGUCUAUGGCUUCCUCACUGAAUCAGGAAUUUUAAGUCAUUGAUGUCCGAAAAUGCUUGCUGAGACAUUUUUACCUCUGAAAUAGCGAUUUUUAUACAUAUUUUCUGAAACAGAAGUUUGAGAAACUCAUUCAAUGCUUUUAAGACGAGAAAAUCACUUGUAAGUGCUCCUAAUCUCUCAAGCAUAUAAUAAGCAGUAUGGACUUCAACGCACAAAUCUCGAGUUGUGUCGAGCUGUUUUUUAUUCAGCCGAGUAGGAAAAAUGUGAAUUUUCCGAGUUGAUUAUUUUUAAUUUUGAUGAUUUAUUGCUUACUGGUGAGUCGACUGUGAUUUAAAAAAAAACGACGAUAGAUCGAAUGACAUUCAUCAUGAUUUUUCUUCUCUCAUAAUGAUACAGAGAGUGGAAACAAGCAGCUAGUUAUAUUGAUUCAGGAAAAUUAACUUUAUGAAAUACUCUUUUUUUCUUCACUUAUUGAUUAUAUUUCGUUGGCAUUGCUUAGAGUUUUUACCCCCUCUCAGGGUUGGGCGUGUAAAUUACGUUGGUAAAUUACACAGUUUUUUACCGACGUAAUUUACGUAAAUUACCUCGACCGGUUUUUUCCAUGUUUUACAUUGCUUCGAAAAGCUUGCAAAUUUCGGUUACUAGAAUGUUUUAUGUUAUUUCGACUGACGAAGACGCAGUAUUGCACAUAUAAAUAUUAUAAAAAAUAGUAUAUUAUGUCCCGAGGACAGAUAAACUGCAAAUUUUAACUACACUUUAUUCGGUUAGAACGCGGAUCUCAGUAUUUGGGGCAUAAAAUACUAUUACAUCACGUGAUAUGAUUUACGGCAUUUCAAGAUACUCAAAAACAUGAGCCUCAUACCUCACAAAGAGUAAAUUUCACGAGCACCCAAUGUUGCAAAAGACCACAGCCACAAGUCAUCUCCAUUGUGAGAAAGUCAAUCUCAUUAUUUAUUGAGCUUUAUUGGAUUCCCCACUUUAUUACUUGGAGCCCGGGAAAAGCCCAGUUGGACCUGAACAAAAAUCAUUUUGUUCUGAAGAGUUCAAAAAAACGACCAAAGACAAUUGAAUUAGCUUUGUCAUUCACGAAUGCUGAAUGAAACAAGUCAAUGUCAAGACAAAAGAUGAUGACGCGGCGAAUUAAAUAGAAAUCAAUAAAUAAUGAGUUUGACCCUCGAGAUGUAUGAACCUCCUGACUUUUAUCUCCCUCGCGAGGAAUAAUCCUCGCGUAGCUUCACGAUUUACGAUAACAGGUAACUCCGGCUAGUUUUUAAGAUUUUUUUCAUUUAUUACGUAAAUUACGGGUUUUUUUUACAAUGUCAUGUAAAAAACUGCGUUUAUCGACGGAUGCCCAACUCUGCCCCCUUACAUGUUUAAACUAAUCUCGUUAUUUUACGUGACUAUUUGAUGUUUUCUUUAAUAAUUCACCUACUCGGCGAAUUGAGUGAAAUUUUAGUAAUGAUAAUUGGGCAACAUGGAAAAAUAUUUUUUAAAUUAAGAGUUAUUAGUUUAUUGAAGAUUUAUUACAAAAGAGAAAACUUUAAAAAAGACAAUCGUGGUCAAUUCGAAAUCGUCCGUGGACUAAGAAAUUUUCAUCGGAGCACGCAUUUACCUAAGGAGACCUUAGGCUGUGAGUAUAUUGGAGUAUUAAAGGAUUUAUUUGUUUAUAAAUGAAAUAAAAAAACAAAAGUAAAAAAUGAAA
Diachasma alloeum is the source of this 5351-nucleotide messenger RNA. RefSeq names its product rho GTPase-activating protein 44. Gene Ontology annotation, molecular function: GTPase activator activity; protein binding. The transcript is spliced from 9 exons. Gene Ontology annotation, biological process: regulation of Rac protein signal transduction; positive regulation of GTPase activity; signal transduction. Bases 600 to 3290 code for a protein of 896 amino acids. Lineage: Eukaryota; Metazoa; Arthropoda; Insecta; Hymenoptera; Braconidae. Gene Ontology annotation, cellular component: cytoplasm; intracellular anatomical structure. The record is from RefSeq and is a predicted model, not a curated record.